UAUGAUCGAGCAGUGAAGUGAAAUAACGAGUUCCAUUCCCGAAUCGGAUGUACUGAAUUAAACACAGAAAAGAAAGAUCGAUACCGGCAGCUACUGGGUGGCGGCUAUAUCCAUAGAGGAAGAGGCAUCAGAAGCUACAGGGGCCAACAAAUCAAGAAAGCAGCAGCUAUAUAACUAGCUAGCGAGUUCAGAAGAGGGGGCCGCACUCUCUGAAGGGGAGGAUCUAGGGAAGAAGGAGGCAUGGCCUGGCCUGAAGACUAAUUACCUUCAAUUCAUUUUACGCCAGCUAGCAGAGAUCGAUCCCUCCGUCCAUGGCUUCCAAAGGCGUAGGAGUAGGAGGAGGAGGAGGUGUGGAGAGGGGGAGGGGGAGGGGUUACCAGCAGCAGCUGCCACGCGACUCCCGGGGAUCCCUGGAGGUCUUCAACCCCUCCUUCCUCCCCACUCCCACCUACACUCUGCGCAAGGACGACGACAAUGCAGCGCAGCGUGCGGUGGAGUGGGGCCUUGUCCUCCACACCGACCACCACACGGGCCGCCCACAGGGUGUCUCCGCCCGCCCCUCCUCUGGCUCCGGCUCCGGCUCUGCCCGCACCAGCUCCGAGGAGACACAGUCCCAUUCCCAGAGCGUCGCCGCCAUCCCCCGCGUCUCGGAGGAGCUGCGCGCCGCGCUGUCCGCGUUCCAGCAGACGUUCGUGGUCUCUGACGCCACCCGCCCCGACCACCCCAUCAUGUACGCCAGCGCCGGAUUCUUCAACAUGACCGGCUACACCGCUAAGGAGGUCGUCGGGAGGAACUGCCGCUUCCUUCAAGGCUCUGCCACCGACCCUCAUGAGAUUCAAAACAUCAGACAAGCCCUCGCCGCUGGCUCCAACUACUGCGGCCGCAUCCUCAACUACAAGAAGGAUGGCACGCCCUUCUGGAACCUCUUAACCAUCUCCCCCAUCAAGGAUGAGGAUGGCAGGCUCCUCAAGUUCAUCGGGAUGCAAGUUGAGGUCAGUAAAUACACCGAAGGGAAUAAGGAUGCGGUCGUUCGUCCAAAUGGACUGCCAGAAUCACUCAUCAAAUAUGAUGCUAGACAGAAGGAUCUUGCCCGUAGCUCAGUCUCUGAGCUUGUGUUGGCACUCAAGAAUCCACGCUCAUUGUCAGAAUCAAGCAAUAGCACCUUAAAGAGAAUAUCACAAGAAUCAAUAGAAAUGUCGAUGAACCAAGUGCCUGGCAAGAGAAGCUCUGAAAGUGGUUCUCGCCGGAAUUCUCGUAGCGGAACAAGGAGCUCGCUUCAGAAGAUCAGUGAAGUACCUGAACAAGGGAAUAAAACCAGAAAAUCUGGUCUGCACUCAUUUAUGGGUUUUCUUGGUAUGGGCCAUGGAAGUGUAGAGAAGAACAUGCUGAAACCAAGAGAUGACGAUCCGCUGAUUGAUAGUGAUGAUGAAAGACCUGAGAGCUUUGAAGACGAGUUUAGGAGGAAAGAAAUGAGGAGGGGUAUAGACUUGGCUACUACACUUGAACGUAUCGAGAAGAAUUUUGUCAUCACUGAUCCAAGAUUGCCUGAUAAUCCCAUUAUAUUUGCAUCUGAUAGCUUUCUACAAUUGACAGAAUACAGUCGUGAAGAAAUAUUAGGAAGAAACUGCAGGUUUCUCCAAGGUCCUGAAACUGACCGUGUGACAGUUGGGAAAAUAAGAGAUGCCAUUGAUAACCAUGCAGAGGUCACGGUUCAGUUGAUAAAUUAUACAAAGAGUGGUAAAAAGUUUUGGAAUCUCUUUCACUUACAACCAAUGCGUGAUCAAAAGGGUGACGUUCAAUACUUUAUUGGGGUUCAGUUGGAUGGAACUGAGCGUGUUCGGGAUGAUGCUGCAAAAGAGGGAACCAUGCUGAUUAAGAAAACUGCAGAUAAUAUUGAUGAGGCUGCAAAAGAACUCCCAGAUGCUAAUUUGAGACCAGAAGAUCUAUGGGCUAACCACUCAAAAGUAGUCCUGCCAAAGCCACAUAUGAAGGAUACUGCAUCAUGGAGAGCCAUCCAAAAAGUUCUUGAGAGUGGUGAAAGUAUUGAUUUAAAACAUUUUAGGCCAGUAAAACCUUUAGGAUCUGGUGACACUGGAAGUGUGCACUUGGUAGAGUUGCUAAAUACAGGCAAAUACUUUGCCAUGAAAGCUAUGGAUAAAAGCAUCAUGCUUAAUCGCAAUAAGGUCCACAGAGCUACUGCUGAACGCCAAAUCCUUGAUCUGCUGGACCACCCAUUCCUUCCAACAUUAUAUGCAUCAUUUCAGACAAAGACACAUAUAUGCCUCAUUACUGACUACUGCCCAGGUGGUGAGCUCUUUGUGCUUCUAGACAGGCAACCUCUGAAGGUUCUACACGAAGAUGCAGUCAGGUUCUAUGCUGCUGAAGUGGUCGUUGCGCUAGAAUACCUGCACUGCCAAGGUAUAAUAUACCGAGACUUAAAACCAGAGAAUAUCUUACUUCAUCGAGACGGGCACAUCUCCCUCACAGACUUUGAUCUGUCUUGCCUGACAUCUUGCAGACCGCAGAUGUUUCUUCCAGAAGAUGCUGAUGAGAAAAAGAGGAGGAAAGGCAGGGGUUACCCCAUAUUUUUUGCUGAACCUAUGCGAGCAUCCAAUUCAUUUGUUGGCACGGAGGAGUACAUUGCGCCUGAGAUCAUUACAGGAGCUAGCCAUACUAGCGCUGUUGAUUGGUGGGCUCUAGGAAUUCUUCUGUAUGAAAUGUUGUAUGGUUACACACCUUUUAGAGGGAAAACGAGACAGAGAACGUUUGCGAAUAUCCUGCACAAGGAUAUAAGAUUUCCUGCGAGUAUAACGGUGAGCCUGGCGGGGAGGCAGCUGAUAUACAGACUACUGCAUAGGGACCCUACCAACAGGCUGGGGUCCUACGAAGGAGCCAACGAGAUUAAAGGGCAUCCCUUCUUCCGCGCCAUCAACUGGCCUCUUAUCCGAGCCACGCCUCCUCCAAAACUGGAGGCCCCACUCUUCUGGGACGACUCCAUGUCCAUGGAGGAGAAGAAGGGACUAGCCACUGAUAACCACACUGAUAUGUUCUAA
This is a messenger RNA of Oryza brachyantha (malo sina), 3053 nucleotides long. RefSeq names its product phototropin-1A. The transcript is spliced from 23 exons. Lineage: Eukaryota; Viridiplantae; Streptophyta; Magnoliopsida; Poales; Poaceae. The record is from RefSeq and is a predicted model, not a curated record. Gene Ontology annotation, biological process: protein phosphorylation. Gene Ontology annotation, cellular component: cytoplasm; nucleus; plasma membrane. Gene Ontology annotation, molecular function: protein serine/threonine kinase activity; ATP binding. Bases 312 to 3053 code for a protein of 913 amino acids.